Molecule: messenger RNA, 2016 nt
Organism: Symsagittifera roscoffensis
Lineage: Eukaryota; Metazoa; Xenacoelomorpha; Acoela; Convolutidae
Product: centrosomal protein of 89 kDa-like
Exons: 1
Coding region: 1-2016 (671 amino acids)
Biological process (GO): mitochondrion organization; cilium assembly; chemical synaptic transmission
Cellular component (GO): centriole; ciliary transition fiber
Source: RefSeq, a predicted model, not a curated record
AUGGUAACACAAGCCUUUGUACCUCGUGCUUUUCUGGCAAUAACGCCCGAAAUACCAGCUAGCCAGAGCAAUUCGAAUCCCGUCCACCUGGCUUUUAUCAACGCUGGGAAUAUGGUGACGUCUCUUAAUUUUCUCUCACCGAAUGAAGAUUUUUCAAAAGAAGUUUCACCAAAAACUUCAGAAGUGAAAGAUCCGAAGCGAGUAAGUUCAGUGGAUGCCGGUUACGAUUUUCUGUCAGCUGGAGGGACUUUUGAGAGACCAAAGUCAGAAAUUGCAGCAGACGAUGAAGAGUUUUCAGAAUCGAAUCAAAGCGGGGCUGAAAUAUCCUUACGGAAUAGCGAUGCGUUUCGCAAUGACGGGACGGUUAAUAAUAACGUGACUCAAUCGAGAAAUGAGACGAAUAAAUCAAUUGGGAUUUCUUCGUCGCCGCAGAAACAUCAGUAUGCAACCGUUGGAAAAUCGAGUCAAAAUCAGAUCGAAUUAGAAGAGAAACAGAGGUCUUCCAGUAAUGCAGCGCUAAGUUUGAGUCAAAUCGGCAGCCCAAGAGAUGGAUCGAGUUUACAAAACUCAUCCUCAAUGAGACAAGAAAACCAAAAACUUCAGGCUAAGCUAGGUGAUGUCAUUAAACAGAUCAACGAACUGCAAAAGGAGAAGGAAAACUAUGUCAUUUCGCUGAACGAGCGUGAAUAUACCAUCCGAACGUUGAACAAAACGGUUGAAAGCCUAACUCAAGAAAGCAACCAACUGCGCGAAUCGCUUUCCGGGAUGCGAAAAAAAACUUUAUCCGAAAGUGAAAUAAAAGAUACAAAAACUCGCGAAGUUGCUCAACUGCAGGCCACGAUUUUGAAGUUGAAUGAUCAACUUAAGAUGUACCAAGAACAGCACGGAGUUUUGACGGAUAAAGACCACAAAAAUCUGGAGUCUUUUGUGGAAACUAAGCCUGAGUGGUUGACCAAUACAGAGCUCUUAUCGCCUCUCAUGCAAGCGUAUGAAGACGAAAUUAGGCAGAAGGACGCAAUUUUGAAGGAGAACGAGGAAAAGUUUCAAGAACUGCAGAAAAUGGUCAAUGAAAUUGUCGCCGAGAAUAGAGAGUUGCAUUUAUCUAGAGAGGGUGCAGCGCAUGAUAAAGAGUGGCAAAAUGUUCAAGAACAAGCAAAGUUGGUUUUGGAGGAAAACCAAAUUCUGAUCGAACAACUAAAUGUGCAAAGCAAAAGGUCAAGUGAGUUGAACCACGUCCAUAAAGGGGAAAUUAGUCGGCUUUCACGAAGUUUGGUCGCUGCUGAAGCUGACCGGAACUUUUACUCCUCCGAGCUGAAACAGGUUAACGAAAAGCAUGAACAGUUUGUGAAAAGGUUCGAAGCUAUGGGCGCCAAUAAAAUAGUCACAUUGGAAGAGCAUGGUAAUAUUGUGCGAGAUUUGAACGCUAAAAUAGCUAACCUAGAGCAAGUGCACGAAGAAGAAAUUGAAAAUUUAUUAGAUAAAUUAGAAAUUUCAGAACGGGAAUUUGCUAACUUACUGAAUGAAAAAUCAGUAAGUAAAGCAGAAAUUGAAAGUCUACAGCACAAAGUUGAAUCCGUUCUUAAAGCUCAGACUAAAUGGCAAAAGAAAGCGGCACUUCUGGAAAAGAAAUUGAACCUUGCUCAGGAAAAUGAAGAACUUUUGGGACAGAAGUUAGAACUAGCUUUGAGUGCAGCUGAAAAAGCGACAGAGGAACGAGACUUUUACGUUGAAGAGUUUCAAACUCACAUCGAUGAGAAAAACCAAACGAUAAAUGAGCUCAAAGAUGAAAACAUGACUCAAAAAGGUGUGGACGAAAAUAUGAAGGCGUAUAAAAUGGUGAUGAAGGAAAAGUUGAAACGAUUGGCUCAAGAUCACUUGGCGACAAAAAAGGAGUUUGAACUAAAAGAGGAAAAUUAUCGAGUUGAAAUUGAAAGUUUGAGGAAAAAUUUGAAUAAAGAGAUUGCACGCAGCGAUCAUUUAAUUAGCUCAUCGAAGUUGUCGAAGAGUCCGUUUUGA